Molecule: messenger RNA, 1380 nt
Organism: Saxophila tyrrhenica
Lineage: Eukaryota; Fungi; Ascomycota; Dothideomycetes; Mycosphaerellales; Extremaceae
Exons: 1
Coding region: 1-1380 (459 amino acids)
Molecular function (GO): monooxygenase activity; FAD binding
Source: RefSeq, a predicted model, not a curated record
AUGUCUACAAACGCCCGUCCCUUCCGCAUAGCCGUGGCCGGAGGAGGGAUAGGGGGGCUCUUUACCGCAAUCUCCCUCCAUCACCACUGCACCUCCAACCCCACCACCCGCCCCAUCGAAAUCUCCGUCUAUGAACAAGCCUCUCAAUACAAAGAAAUCGGCGCCGGGGUCGGGUUAGGAAUCAACGCUGCCCGGCUGGUACACAAGCUAGGCUUCGGCGACCAGUUGAAUGCGAUCGCGGGACACAGGACAGGCGUCUGGAUCUCCUUUCGCAGAUUCGAUAAUAGCGAGGAAGUGGUCACGGUGCCGGUGAAUGAUGAUACGAAAGUCCGGCAGGCGCCGUGUGCGCGGACAGAUUUGUUGGAUUUGUUGAAGAGUGUGGUAGAGGAGAGAGGGGCUGCUAAACUGUACACGAAAAAAGCUGUAUCUGGAGUCGAAGAUCAAGGUGAGACAGUGAAGGUGCGCUUCGCGGACGGGACGGACACGGAGGUAGAGAUGCUCGUUGGGUGCGAUGGAAUACACUCGACAGUCAGAGGGCAGUUCGUCGUGGACCGGCCGAUUUUCAGCGGACAGAUUGCGUACCGAGGACUAGUACCUAUCAAAGAUAUCAAAGAGUGGCCGUUCCCGAGUUAUAGCGUCUGCUGGGUAGCGAAGCAUCGGCAUUAUCUGGUCUUUCCUAUUAGAAGGAACGAGACGCUGAACAUUGUGGCUUUUGUGACUAAGGGGAAGGAUAGUCCUGAUGUCAAGGAUGUCAAGGAGAGUUGGGCGAGUGUGUGUGAUAAGGCCGAUGUUGAGAAGGACUUCGAGGGCUUCGACGGCCAUGUGAGGAGUUUGAUCGAUGCGAUGCCGCAGAAUCCGAGCAAAUGGAGUAUUAACGAUCGAGAGCCCUUGGACCGGUGGCAUUACAUGGGUGGUAAGGUGGUGUUGCUUGGUGAUGCAGCGCAUGCCAUGCUGCCACAUUUAGGCGCAGGAGCAGGCCAGAGUCUGGAGGACGGAUGGGUGCUAGGCAAAGCGCUGGGCGACUACCUCAAGACCGACAAGUCUAGCAGCUGCCAUUUCCAGUCUCUCGAAUCAACAGCGGCGUUAUACCAAGCGGUCCGGCUUCCUCGAGCUCAGAAGACGCAAGCAACCAGUCGAGCAGCCGGAGACACAUACGAAAUGCAAGCGCCCGACAUGAUCGACAGAAGCUUCGAGGACUGCUGUGACUUGAUCGCUGAGCGGACAAGAGAAAGAAUGAAAUGGGUUUGGGAGGAAGACUUGGAUGCAGCGUAUGAGAAGGUGAGAGAUGAGGGAGUUCAAGCUGAGCAGGGGCCGAAUGGCCAGAAGGGAGAGGAGAAGGCGCAGGUGAUGACGAACGGGACUGCGGUGCAGGCUCCCUGA